GGUCUGUCACAUAUGCUAACAAUAAAGGCUGGUUGGCUUAAUUUGGGAGAGUCUGUCCGGUAUACUUUCAAGCAUGGGCGCUGCAUUGUUCCUGCUAUUCCUUUAUCUCAAAUUGCAGGAAACUAUAGCUUCUUAGCUAUCCAUUCUCGCCAUUCAAACCUUAGUCUGAAUGUUGAGGUUCAUGUCAAACCUGCUAUACCAAAUCCAAAAGUGGAGCAUGAUGGAAAAAACUUCUCCACGGUCAUUGAAAAUAAUAAAAAGAUUCUACAGAACUAUAUCCAUUUGGUCUCGAAAAUCAGUUGUCCUCGAAAGAGGAAGUGAUGGAGAAUAUCGAAAAGAUGGGUAACUCUGCUGCUGCGGUUCUUUGCAUUAUUUCUAGGGGAAUUCCAUUCCAAGAGCCAGAAAAUCAUUUAAUGAAAGACACAAUAGGAGUGGUUGCUCUACUUGGAAGAGUUCGACCUCAUUGCAGCCAGCUGAGCAGGUCAAACAUCUCAUGUGUUUGCAUUUUCCCAACCAAAACACUAUCUUGUCGUCCUUUUAUUUUAUUUUUUCUUUAUUCGGUUCUAACUUGUAGGUUUGUCUAC
Molecule: messenger RNA, 584 nt
Organism: Humulus lupulus (European hop)
Lineage: Eukaryota; Viridiplantae; Streptophyta; Magnoliopsida; Rosales; Cannabaceae
Product: structural maintenance of chromosomes flexible hinge domain-containing protein GMI1-like
Exons: 3
Coding region: 13-321 (102 amino acids)
Source: RefSeq, a predicted model, not a curated record